Hypanus sabinus (Atlantic stingray) is the source of this 1530-nucleotide messenger RNA. RefSeq names its product eukaryotic translation elongation factor 1 gamma (gene eef1g). Gene Ontology annotation, molecular function: translation elongation factor activity. The coding region runs from base 105 to 1397 and encodes 430 amino acids. Gene Ontology annotation, cellular component: cytoplasm; nucleus. NCBI's taxonomy places the organism in Eukaryota, Metazoa, Chordata, Chondrichthyes, Myliobatiformes, Dasyatidae. The record is from RefSeq and is a predicted model, not a curated record. Gene Ontology annotation, biological process: translational elongation. The transcript has 10 exons.
UCAGUCACGGCUCGAGGCCCCGCCCCUCCCUGGCUGUCGUGUCUCGCUGGUCUUUACGACAGUGCCGUGCGCCGGGCUCCUCCUUUCUCUCGCUGGCUGUGAAGAUGGCGGCCGGGACUCUGUACACUUACCCCGACAACUGGCGGGCCUUCAAGGCCCUGAUCGCCGCUCAGUACAGCGGCUUCACGCUGCGGGUCGACGCCGGCUUCGUCCUGGGCCAGACAAACCGGAGCGGGCAGUUCCUGGCCAAGUUCCCCCUGGGCAAGGUCCCGGCGUUCGAAGGCGAUGACGGCUUCUGCGUAUUUGAGAGUAAUGCCAUUGCCCAUUACGUGGCCAACGACGAACUGAGAGGAACUACGCGCGAGGCGGCGGCGCAGAUCCAGCAGUGGAUCAGCUUUGCAGACAGCGAUGUCAUCCCCCCUGCCAGCACGUGGGUCUUCCCCACACUAGGCAUCAUGCAGUACAAUAAACAGGCCACCGAGCACGCCAAGGACGAGGUGAAGAAGGUCCUGGGCAUCCUGAACGAGCACUUGAAGACGAGGACAUUCCUGGUGGGAGAGCGUGUCACCCUGGCCGACAUCACACUCGUCUGUUCCCUCCUGUGGCUAUAUAAGCAGGUUUUGGAGCCCUCCUUCCGGCAGUCCUUCACCAACACCAACCGCUGGUUUGUGACCUGUGUGAACCAGCCGCAGUUCAAAGCUGUCGUGGGCCAGCUGCAGCUCUGCAACAAGAUGGCGCAGUUUGACGCCAAGAAGUUCGCAGAGCUGCAGCCCAAGAAGGAGAAGGCGCCCAAGGAACCCAAAGAGCCCAAGUCCCAGGAGAAGAAGAAGGCAAAGGAGGAGAAGAAGCCCGCGGCCCCCGAGGAGGAGCAGGACGCCACUGACGAGGUCCUCUCCUUGGAGCCCAAAGCCAAGGACCCUUUCGCUCAUCUGCCCAAGAGCCCGUUCGUCAUGGACGAAUUUAAACGCAAGUACUCAAACGAGGACACGUUGUCUGUGGCUCUGCCACACUUCUGGGAGCACUUCGACAAGGAGGGCUGGUCCAUCUGGUACUCGGAGUACAAAUACCCCACCGAGCUCACACUCACCUUCAUGAGCUGUAAUCUGAUCUCGGGCAUGUUCCAGCGCCUCGACAAGCUCCGCAAGAACGCCUUCGCCAGCGUCAUCCUGUUCGGCAGCAACAACGACAGCAGCAUCUCCGGCAUCUGGGUGUUCCGCGGCCAGGAGCUGGCAUUCCCGAUGUCUCCCGACUGGCAGGUGGACUAUGAAUCAUACAGCUGGAGGAAGCUCGACAGCGAUAGCGAGGAGUGCCGCACCAUGGUGAAGGAAUACUUCAGCUGGGAAGGACAGUUCACGCACGUGGGGAAACCCUUCAAGGAGGGCAAGAUCUUUAAGUGAGCGAGAGACUUUACAGGCUCUGUGUCCCGAUUCUCCCCCCCCCCCCCCCCCCACCCCCUUCAGAGCUCGUGGCAGUAACAUCGGGCCACCGUUUUUAAAACGCAGGCGCAAAAUAAAACAAAACUUCAUCUGA